Dovyalis caffra is the source of this 1107-nucleotide messenger RNA. NCBI's taxonomy places the organism in Eukaryota, Viridiplantae, Streptophyta, Magnoliopsida, Malpighiales, Salicaceae. The record is from the annotation of a GenBank genome assembly.
AUGAGCUCAAAAACAGCAGCACCACCAUCACCAGUAUGCCCAAAAUUUAUUUCUGUUGAAGGAGGUGACAUUUACUCCAGAAGUAAACCUGAUGGUAAUAAGGUCUUAGAUUCAGUCUUGUCUCCUAUAACAUUUUGGCUCAGGUGGAAAGCUCGCUCCCAAGCAAUUUUAACUGUUCUCAAGAACCUUGGGGCUGACUUCCUCUGCCUACAGGAAUUGGAUGAGUAUGAUAGCUUUUACAAGAAAAAUAUACAAAGUUAUGGUUAUUCCAGUAUUUAUAUUCAAAGAAGUGGGCAGAAGCGAGAUGGCUGUGGAAUAUUUUAUAAGCCCAACUGUGCAGAUUUGAUCCUAGAGGAAAGAAUAGAGUACAAUGAUCUUGUCAACUCAAUCGAAGAUGAGUCAAUUUUAUGCGAUGAUAAACAGAAUGAUAUUCAGGCUAAUGGAAAUGAAAGCAGUGAACCAAAGAAUGGUUCAUCAUCAAACAGUACUUCCGAAGAUCGUGGAGAUCCUAAUGAUCCUCGUAUAAGAUUAAAGAGAGACUGUGUUGGAAUUAUGGCUGCUUUUAGACUCAAGGACACUUUCUAUCAUGUUAUUGUAGCAAACACUCACAUCUACUGGGAUCCGGAAUGGGCAGACGUCAAGCUUGCUCAAGCUAAAUAUCUUCUGUCACGGUUAGCUCGAUUUAAGAAACUGGUUUCUGACAGAUUUGAAUGCACUCCUUCUGUAAUUCUUGCUGGUGACUUCAAUUCAAUACCAGGGGAUAAGGUUUGUGCUUUGCUGCCCUUCUUCGAAGUAGUGGUUUACCAGUAUCUUGUAUCUGGCAACUCUCCAUCAAAUUUACAGGUGGAAUGUUUGGAUGAGCUUCCUAUUCCCCUGUGCAGUGUCUACAGUAGUACAAGAGGAGAACCACCAUUCACAAACUACACUCCUGACUUCACAAAUACACUUGAUUAUAUAUUCUUUCUCCCUGACGACCAAAUAAAACCAGUCAGUUUCCUUGAACUUCCUGAAGCGAACUCGCCUGAUGUUCUUGGUGGCUUACCAAACUAUUACCACCCAAGCGAUCAUCUACCAAUUGGUGCUGAAUUUGAAAUUGCGAGGAAAUAA